GGCCCCCUUGUCCUGCUAGUCCAGGAGAGAUCUUCUGUGACUCAUGCUGAUAAAGAAUUCUGCCUUUCUGGUAUCUCCAGUUCCAUCAGGGAGUUCACUCCAUCCAAUUUUGUUUCCCAGUGUCACCCAGUGUCUCACACUGCUCAUGGUAGCCUCUCCCCUCUCUGGAUCCCCUGGUUUGGACCCUGGCACUGCUGGCAAUGGCCAUGACCACCUGCACCAUCAAGGUGGUGCCCCUGGACAUGGCCUGGGACUCCUUUGAUGACCAGUACCGGGGCUGCCGACACGCCAUGACCGAGUUGUUGCCAGCCCUCAACAGCUUUGAGUUCCAGCAGAAUCCUCUGUUCGCCCGGGUCUGGGUGAAGGCUGUGGCUGAGUGGUGGAGGCGGGGGCCCCCUGUGACCCCUCUGUCCCCAGCCCAGGCCAUCGCCCUCAUGACCUACACAAUGAAGGACGUGUACAAGGAGUUCAACAAUGCUGUGUGCGUGGCCGGGCGAUCCCGCCAGGAAUACCGGGACAACUUCCACUUCAAAACGCUGCAUUUCCUGCUGACCGAUGCCCUGGCAACACUGAGGGACACUCGGGGACCACGAUGUCACCAUGUGUUCCGGGGGGUGCGUGGCGUCCGGUUUGAGGGGCGGUGUGGUGAGACCGUCCGGUUCGGUCGCUUCACAUCGACAUCGCUGCAUAAACAGAUCGCUCAGCAAUUUGGGACAGACACGAUGUUCCAGGUGCAGACGUGUUACGGCGUAGACAUCCGAGAAUUCUCCUCCAAUCCUAGUGAGGAGGAGGUGCUGAUCCCACCCUUCGAGACCUUCGAGGUCACCAGUGUCACCCAUGAAGGAGACAGGGCAUUGAUCCAGCUCCGCUCCAGCGGGACCUUCAGCAGAUACAGCUGCGAGUGGCUACGACGUGACAUCAUGGGGAAAACCUGGAGGACAGGGACACCCACUGUGGACCAGCUCUGUGGGGACCAGCCCUGUGUGCUCAAUACAGGCAGGAACAUCUCCAGGGCCCCGUCCCAUCUCAGAGGGCUCCUCCUGGCCACUACAGCCCUGGCAGUGGCCACCAGGAUUGUCUGAGCCAUGAAGAAAUGAAGGUUACAGUCAUCUCCACGAUCACCAAGGCCAUCAUGAUCCCCACAGAAAGAGGCAAGCAAAGCUACCAAGGCCACCACUGCCAUUUUCCCUGGAGGAAAAAGAGGAAAAAGCAGAAGAGAAGAGAAAAAGAAAAUCCUACCUGCUCCCCACCCCCCACAUUUCAUUAACUCCCCUUUACAUCUUUGGACAUUGAUUUAUUUGCAUUCUUGCCCAAAUUCUGUGAAUUCCCACAUAUUCUGGACUUAAACCCAACCAAUCUCUAUUUCCACAUCCUAAUUAAUUUAACCUAGAAAGAAAUAAGAGGCAUGUUUCUUUACAGAUUGUGUGA
Passer montanus (Eurasian tree sparrow) is the source of this 1428-nucleotide messenger RNA. Its product is annotated as erythroblast NAD(P)(+)--arginine ADP-ribosyltransferase-like. The transcript is spliced from 4 exons. The record is from RefSeq and is a predicted model, not a curated record. Bases 201 to 1082 code for a protein of 293 amino acids. Gene Ontology annotation, molecular function: NAD+ poly-ADP-ribosyltransferase activity; NAD+-protein-arginine ADP-ribosyltransferase activity. NCBI's taxonomy places the organism in Eukaryota, Metazoa, Chordata, Aves, Passeriformes, Passeridae.